Messenger RNA from Vitis riparia (riverbank grape), 1949 nucleotides. Its product is annotated as cytochrome P450 724B1. Gene Ontology annotation, molecular function: monooxygenase activity; heme binding; iron ion binding. The record is from RefSeq and is a predicted model, not a curated record. The coding region runs from base 333 to 1757 and encodes 474 amino acids. Lineage: Eukaryota; Viridiplantae; Streptophyta; Magnoliopsida; Vitales; Vitaceae. The transcript has 9 exons. Gene Ontology annotation, biological process: sterol metabolic process.
ACUUUUUUAAUUAAAAUUUGGGAUUGUUUUUCAAUCUCCAUUUCUGAGAUAAGACCACACCCUGUGUAAAAAGAAAUCAAAAAGGCAAGAGGGCGAUUAAUUGAAAAGAUAUCAGUCCUUAUCUCUUAUAUUUUUAUUUAGAAACAAUUGGAGAAGAGAAUCUGAGCCUUGUAUCAUUAGAUUUGGUCAAGGACAUAUAUAUUAAUAAGCAAAGUUGCAGACCAAGAAGUGAGCAGUGGAUGGUGGGUACACGAGUCAACCUUGUGGGUUUGGUCUCCUCUCCUCAAGAACUCCCUUGGUAGCAACUAGCAAGUGGGUUCAAAUUGAUCACCAUGGUUGAGUUGGGGGCCUUGCCAACAGUAUUGGCUCUAUUUCUAGGACUAGUUUUGGCUUUUCUUGUGAAAUUCUUCUUUUCCAGAGCGCAUACGAACUUACCUCAUGGGAAAAUGGGAUGGCCCCUUCUGGGGGAGACUCUUGCCUACCUGAAGCCACAUAAAUCCGACUCUAUAGGGAUCUUCUUGCAGGAACAUUGCUCUAGGUAUGGGAAAGUCUUCAAAUCACAUCUAUUUGGUCACAGAACCAUAGUUUCCUGCGACCAUGAGCUCAACAUGUUCAUUCUUCAGAAUGAAGAGAAGCUAUUCCAGUCCAGCUAUCCCCAGGCCCUUCAUGGCAUCUUAGGAAGAAAUUCUUUGAUUCUUGUGUCCGGGGACGUUCACAAAAAGCUAAGAAGUCUUGCUCUAGGCAUGAUUGGUGGUACUAAGUCGACAGUCAACUUCCUUCCUUCCAUAGAAAGCCUGUCAAUAUCAAUGAUGGAGUCAUGGAAAGGAUGCAAAGAAGUUGUCUUCUGCAAAGAAGCUAAAAGGUUCACGUUCAAUCUCAUGAUGAAGCAAAGUCUAAGUAUUGGACCAGAUGAGGCAGUGACCGCUCAGAUAUUGGAAGACUUCCAUACCUUCAUGAAGGGCUUUGUGUCUCUCCCAAUAUAUAUCCCAGGAACCUCCUAUCAUAAGGCUGUGAAGGCUAGAGAAAGGAUCACCUCCACUGUCAAAGGGAUCAUAGAAGGAAGGAGGAAAGAGAAUAGGCUUCAAAAUGGAGACUUUCUAGAUGUGAUUUUAUCAAAGGAGAACUUAACUGAUGAAGAGAGAGUGAGUCUUAUUUUGGAUCUGUUGCUUGGAGGCCAUGAAACCACUGCCACACUGAUGGCUUUACUCAUCUACUUUCUCGCACAUUCACCACAAGCUCUUCAACAGCUGAGGGAGGAACACCUAGCCAUAAGGAAAAACAAAAACGAUGGAGAGCUCUUGAGUUGGGAAGAUUACAAGCAGAUGAACUUCACCCUCAAUGUCAUAUAUGAAGGCCUGAGAUGUGGGAAUGUGGUCAAGUUUGUGCACAGAAAAUCUCUUGAAGAUAUCAGAUUCAAAGAGUAUCUCAUUCCUGCAGGAUGGAAGGUUCUCCCUGUCUUUACUGCAGUGCACCAUGAUCCCUGUCUUCAUGAAAAUCCUUGGGAUUUCAACCCUUGGAGAUGGGACGAUCAAGCAACCAACAAAAAGGUCAGCUUCUUUGGCGGAGGACAGCGGCUGUGUCCAGGGGCAGACCUAGCCAAAUUGGAAACCGCUUUCUUCCUUCACCAUCUUGUCCUCAACUAUAGGUGGAAAAUAAAAGGAGAUAAUUUCCCUCUUGCUUACCCUUAUGUGGAGUUCCACAAAGAAUUGGCAAUUGAGAUAGAGCCAAUACACAAGACAUUGGAACAGAAAUGUUAGAUGUAUUUUAGCCAUUUUUACAUUUGCUAGCAAGAACAUGGCCACAACUGUACCUAGCGCUUCAUUUAAUAAAUGGCUGUCUUACAAAAUGUUACUUUUUGUUGUCAGAUGCUUUCUAUGUACUAUAAAUAAUGGAUUUGUGUUGUAGAUUGAGUCAAAGAACACAUAUUGAGUUGUGUAAGAAUGUGUCCU